GCCGUCGUCCCUGUGGUGGCGCCGGCCUCGCAGACUGAUAUCGCUGCCGUGGUUGAAUCCCAACCUCCUGUGGCGGGUCAAAUGCCUUCUACCCAGCUCGUCAAAAGACCUUCUGCUUCCCGAGCCCAGAAGCUAACUAUUUCCACCCAUAUGGAUUCGUAUGUGGUGGAUAAUGCUGCCGGUCCUCACGGGUCUACGCUGAUCUCGGAUGUAAUGUCUCGGAUUGGCCAGAGCUACGGCAAUUUUGAGGCUCCUCAGUGGCAGUGUCUAACUGGCACUCGGGACCGCACUGUCCUGUACGAGAAGAGUAUCGAGCACACUGCCGCGGCUCUUGCUUUCACUGCCCAGCUUAAUUACGAGCUGAACAACGAGGUCCAUUCGAGCAGGACCCUCGCCCAAGAGGAGAGGGACCUCCACCUUAAAGCGAAUGACGACCUGAAGGCAGUGAAUACUAAGCUCGAGGCAGUGGUUAAGGAGCGUGAGGAAAUGGCUGAAGAUGAUUUUGAAUUUUAA
Messenger RNA from Humulus lupulus (European hop), 513 nucleotides. RefSeq lists its product as uncharacterized. Lineage: Eukaryota; Viridiplantae; Streptophyta; Magnoliopsida; Rosales; Cannabaceae. The record is from RefSeq and is a predicted model, not a curated record. The transcript has 3 exons. The coding region runs from base 82 to 513 and encodes 143 amino acids.